UCAGACGUAGCGCAGUGUGCAGACUGACGAGACCAACCAACAAACACACAAAAUGUAUGUUGCGGUUCUCUCUCUCUGCAUUUUGCUUUGCGAGUCACUCUCUGGACUCAUUCUGCCUCAGACAACGCCGGACGGUAGCACAGAUCUAACCAGCCUUCUAAGCCACGUCACCCUUCUCGAACAGACUGUGACCGGCCUUCAGACAACGACUGUGCAACUACAAUCAGAUCUACAGGCCAACAAGGCACAGGCAGCUGCUGAGAUUUCUUCUCUGAAAAAUGAAAUGGCGUCCCUGAAGGCAGAACUGCGGGUAUCUUCCGAUAACCUGUCCAUUUUACAGAACCAAUCGCUGGACAAUAUGCAGUUGGUCAUGGCACUUGCAUCAAAAUCAAGAAAGGCAUCUUUCCAAGUCUCCCUCCAACUAAUCAGAUCACCUGCUAACAUCCCCCUGAAAUUCAGUCACGUCGACUACAACGCUGGCUCUGCCUACAACACAACCACUGGGAAGUUCACUGCACCCGUCUCUGGAACCUACAUGUUCUGGACGCACCUGGAAAUGUGGAACUCAACCUCGUACACGUACGUCUAUAUCAAGAAGUCAGGAGGAGUGAACAUAGUAACCGGAUACUUGAAACCACACACGAGUAGUAAUUACGCUGAUGCUUCUGCUGUAACUGUCACCCAUCUGGACAGAGGAGAGUAUGCUUGGGUGGAGAUGUCGUCAUUCCACUUCGUCUAUGGUGAUACUUCCUCAUACUUUGGUGGGGCCAUAUUAUUAGUUGACGGAUGAACUUUAUUUGGUUAGCAAUUCGCUACAGAAAAGAACUUUUUAUUCCUCUGAACAAUGUUAUUAAAUGCUUCUAAAUGCCACAUUACCAUAUUGUUUCAUAGUCCAGAAAAUCGUCCAGAUACCAUUUGCAAAAAAACACUUGCAGUCUC
Messenger RNA from Haliotis rufescens (red abalone), 939 nucleotides. Its product is annotated as adiponectin-like. The transcript has 2 exons. Gene Ontology annotation, molecular function: protein binding. Lineage: Eukaryota; Metazoa; Mollusca; Gastropoda; Lepetellida; Haliotidae. The record is from RefSeq and is a predicted model, not a curated record. The coding region runs from base 53 to 790 and encodes 245 amino acids.